AUGAUUGAAAAAGAAGACCGAUAUCUGAGCCCAGGUGAAGAGGAAGACCAUGGGAAUCUUGAUGAGAGAAAGCCACAAGCGACCCAAAAUAGAUUUGCCGUUGAAGCGAUCGUUCCCUACUUCAAAGGCUUCAGAAGAGAACACCUCGCUUCCUUGAAAAAUCGCGAACUGAUCUACCUUCUGAUUGAUGCUAUAGCUGUAACUGGUAUUCUGCUGGACAGGGCAACCGCCGAUGGAAAGGAGACAAGGCAAAAACUGUUGCCCAGGCGCGAGUUGGACUACCUUGCGAUCAAGACUGUAGUUUUCAUCAACUGUCCCCUCCAAUACCAAGGCUAG
Molecule: messenger RNA, 336 nt
Organism: Puccinia graminis f. sp. tritici CRL 75-36-700-3
Lineage: Eukaryota; Fungi; Basidiomycota; Pucciniomycetes; Pucciniales; Pucciniaceae
Exons: 4
Coding region: 1-336 (111 amino acids)
Source: RefSeq, a predicted model, not a curated record